This is a messenger RNA of Penicillium malachiteum, 1338 nucleotides long. RefSeq lists its product as uncharacterized. The record is from RefSeq and is a predicted model, not a curated record. NCBI's taxonomy places the organism in Eukaryota, Fungi, Ascomycota, Eurotiomycetes, Eurotiales, Aspergillaceae. The transcript has a single exon. Bases 1 to 1338 code for a protein of 445 amino acids.
AUGGCUGCACCAGGAUCUUUCGACAAUGAGCCCGGCCCAAACCUCACAGAACAAUUUGGCAUAACUCACCGGUCAGGCGUCGUCAUUAGAAAGCCGAAAGCAAACCUCGGUGAACUUCCUCUUGAAGUCCUGGAAAUGAUAACAAAACACAUGGGCCGACUGGAUAUCGUCUGCCUGGCGCUCUGCAACCACUGGCUCUUCAGCUGUCUCUCCACCGUCUCCUUCCGCAACUUCUACUCCGGCCACGAGAGCAAAUUCUUCACCGAAUUACUCGACCGCUUAGACAGAAGCGAACCACGCGUCUUCAUCUGUUACAGCUGCAAUCGUCUCCACCGUGUGCAAGAUGUCUCCCUCCCAGGCCCUGUCUUCACAGAACCAGGCUGCUUCUCUCCCCAGAAAACCAAAUACCACUCCCGCUUCAUGACCCAACCAAUCCGCCUCAUUGACUUCCCAUGCUACGCAGACUACAAGUUCUAUUUCGUACACCUCCAACUUGCUAUGCGUGACUUCUACCGUGGUCGUGGAUUUGGUAUCCCCCUCGAAUCCUUCUUCUAUACUGAAGUAUCGACCGGUCCCAUCGGCAGAAAGGACUCCAUAUCGCAUGAACAACAAAUAUCAAACAAUUCUACUGAAAAACUCAAGUCCAAGGAGAAAACUCUUCUUUCCGUCGAUGCCCGCAUCUGCAUUAAUGAAGGAUAUCCAUCACUCUGUCUCCGUAUCCAACAACUAGCCCUCGUCGAAUCACAAGACACGAACAAACUAAUCCCACAAUCCAGCGAUCAUAUUCGCAUAUGCUGGCAUAUUCGCUCGGGAUCAACAGAGAUAGACGAUCUAGUUCGUCAGAUGGUACGACGGUUCCGAAGUGGCGAGCGUGGAAGCAGUCUAGUCGAACAGAACCGGUGUUCACAAUGCAAUACAUCUUGGAAGAUCCAAGUUCGAGAAGUCGAGGUUGAAGCACGACAGAAAAGCGUAUGUCUUGUCAUAACACGAUGGAUUGAUCUAGGACCCGGGAUAAGUCCCAAGGAUCCGCGAUGGAGAUCGCUUAUCGAGUCGAAACAUACGUUGGAGAAUGAUCAUAUUGUUUCUGAGCCGCGAGCUCGCUUUGAGAGGAAUUCAAUGCAGGCGCUGGGACGUGAGAUUGUGCUUUCUGAGGAGGCGAUCUUUUGGAGAAAUGUGGGCUUGCUUUGUGGGGAGAGAUAUCUGGAUGUUAUGGUGCAGAUGGAUUCUUCGAGAUGGUAUUUGAGUGCGGAUGAGGAUGGACCUUAUGGGAAGGUUGAACGGAUUGAGGGGGGUUUCCUCCUGCUGUGCUCUCGCUUGAUGGAUCAAAGUUAUGGUUGA